UGUCCCAGCACUCGGUGUAAUUGAAUAUGUCUCGGUACACGCUGGAUCUACUUGGUCCAUCGACUGUGCGUAUGCCUCUACCGACAUCAACGCCGUCGGCGAAACCAGUUUUUGUAUCGCCCUAUGCAGCACGUAGCGUUCGAGUGUUCGCCGUUGGGCCCGACAGCCACCGACCACUGGAACGACGCCAGCGUUGAAGCGUGCGUCGAGACCAUCCAGGCCGUUGAAGCCGUCCGCGCAUACCCCGUCUACGGCGUCUACACGGACCCCAAAUCCGGCGCGAGCAUGACGCUGCACGCGGGCCACGAGCCGGGCAACGACGCCAACUACUCCAUGUGCGGCCACACACAGCUCCGCGCGUCGCUCGCCGAGGCCGCAGCGUGCUUCCAGCGCCUCAAUUCGCACGAAGCCGAGUCGUUUGUCGCGAUGCUGGGGCGCCCUAUUCUCGGCAGCACGACGCUGUACACGCUCAUGGAGCCGAGCGAAGAGAGCCCGAUGCAGUACACGGGUAUCGAGUGGACAGCGUUCGAGGCGCCGCGGCUCGGCGACUCGACACCGAUCCGGGACCUUUGCUACCUCGAGAGCCAAAACCAGUUUUUCCACCAAGGCGAGCAGCGCCACGGGUGGGUCCGGUCGCUCCACUCGAUCGACGUCGACGCGUGUCCGCCGUUUGCAGAAAACAUUUACCGCGCCGAGAUCUACCAGUCGGGCCAAGUGUUUGUGCAGUCGGGCACGCCCGGCGUCCUCGACUGCUACUCGCUGUGCUCGAUCGACCUCAAGUACACGCUGCCCGAGCCCGAUCACAUGACGUACCUCACCAAGUGGGUCACGCAGAUGCUCCAACUGCAUACGCACAUUGCGAUGCAGCGCGCCGCGUGCGCCCGCGCCGUGCACUCGGCCGUCCAAGACGCUACGAACCAUCACUUUGUCUGCCCGACGUGCGACGAGACGCUUGCGCUCUCGAAAGCGACUUGUCGCGAGUGCGCCCGCCCGAUUUGCGAAAAGUGCCACCCGAAAUGGAGCCUCACGAGCAUGUGGCGGCGCCUCAACAAGAGCCAAGUGUGCGUCGAGUGCAGUGAAGAGCUGCGCGGCGUGAGUCUCCUCGAGCGCAACACAACGUCCGAGUCGUGGGAGUGCACGACGCGGUCCACGAUUGGGAGCGCGGCGAGCACCGAGACGACUCUGCGAAAGCGCCCGAGCAGUUUGGUCGCCAACUACGUGGCAUCCGCCCGGGACCUCGAGACAGUCUGGAUCGACGUCUCGUCGAUCGACUCGUCUGCCGCCCAGACGCCAACCGGCGAUGACAUUCCAGUCGCCCGCGCCGCCAAGCCCCGCGACGAAGUCAAGCUACACGAACUCCUCGACAGCUAUCACGCCAAAAAGCUGAUCGAAGACCCGCGCGUGCAGCAGCUAUAUAAGGACCUCCUGGCCCUCGACAGGUCAUAGUCUAUCGACUACAUACAUAUAUAACUAUACCCGCCAACUCGAUUGUGGUGACAAACAA
Messenger RNA from Saprolegnia diclina VS20, 1504 nucleotides. RefSeq lists its product as hypothetical. The record is from RefSeq and is a predicted model, not a curated record. NCBI's taxonomy places the organism in Eukaryota, Oomycota, Saprolegniomycetes, Saprolegniales, Saprolegniaceae. The transcript has a single exon. Bases 124 to 1446 code for a protein of 440 amino acids.